CCUUCGUACACGGUGUAGCGUUACCUCUCAUGCUUGUAGUAUUCGGCCAGAUGACAAACACAUUUGUGGAGUACCAGCUUGAGAUCGAUACACUGCAAGACCCAAGCAAGGAAUGCAGCAACAACACCAUCUAUUGGAAAAAUGGCUCCAUAUAUGAACCAGCUGAAAACAGCACUGUGUACUGUGGGGUGGAUAUUGAAUCAAAGAUGACCAUAUUUGCAUAUUACUAUGCUGGAAUUGGAGUAGUAGUAUUGUUUACUAGUUAUUUUCAGAUUUUCUUCUGGGUGUCAUCAGCCGCAAGACAAAUUGAUAGAAUGAGAAAGGCCUAUUUCAGAAAAGUAAUGCGAAUGGAGAUCGGAUGGUUUGACUGUAACUCAGUGGGUGAACUGAACACAAGGAUGACAGAUGGUAUCAACAAGAUAAACAAUGCCAUCGCUGACCAGGUGUCUACCUUCAUUGAGAGGAUCUCAGCGUUUGUGGGUGGCUUCAUGGUGGGAUUCAUUGGAGGAUGGAAGCUCACUAUGGUUGUCAUAGCAGUAAGCCCGCUGAUUGGAGUAGCUGCUGGACUCAUGGCCGUGGCUGUGUCCAGGCUGACCGGACGAGAGCUCAGUUCCUAUGCAAAUGCCGGGGCAGUGGCCGACGAGGUCCUGACAUCCAUCAGGACAGUCGCAGCGUUUGGUGGGGAGAAAAAAGAAACUGAAAGAUAUGACAAAAACCUUGAGGAGGCUCAGACCUGGGGUGUGAAAAAGGGCGCCGUCGUUGGCCUUUUUCAAGGAUUCAUGUGGAGCAUCAUUUUCUUUUGUUACGCUCUGGCCUUUUGGUAUGGAUCUCAAUUGGUCAUUGACACUAAAGAGUUAACUCCUGGUACUCUUAUUCAGGUGUUUUUUGGAAUACUCACUGCAGCAAUGAACCUGGGCCAGGCCUCACCGUGCCUGGAGGCCUUUGCUUCAGGUCGAGCCUCAGCAAAAAACAUCUUUGACACAAUUGAUCGGAAACCAGAAAUGGAUUGUUUCUCAGAAGAAGGUCAGAAGUUAGACAAAGUCAAAGGUGACAUUGAGUUCCAUAAUGUCACUUUCUCAUACCCGUCUCGGCCUGAAGUCGAGAUUUUAAAUGACCUAAGCAUGCAGGUCAAAGCAGGGGAAACCACGGCUUUUGUGGGUCCAAGUGGAUCUGGAAAGAGCACCACAAUCCAGCUUUUCCAAAGGUUUUAUGACCCAAAGAGAGGAAUGGUGACUUUGGACGGGCAUGACAUUCGUACUUUAAACACCCAGUGGCUCAGAUCUCUCAUUGGUAUUGUAGAGCAGGAGCCAGCGCUGUUUGCGACAACCAUCGCAGAAAACAUCAAGUUUGGUCGACCUGGAGUAACCAUGGAAGACAUCAUCCAGGCGACAAAAGAGGCUAAUGCCUAUAAUUUUAUCAUGGCUCUUCCACAGAAAUUUGCCACGAUGGUGGGAGAAGGUGGAGGACAGAUGAGUGGAGGACAGAAGCAGAGGAUUGCUAUCGCUCGAGCUUUGAUCAGAAACCCCAGGAUCCUGCUGCUCGAUAUGGCCACAUCCGCCUUAGACAAUGAGAGUGAGGCUGUUGUCCAGGAGGCAUUGGAUAAGGUGCGCAUGGGCAGGACAACAAUUUCUAUAGCUCAUCGUCUUUCCACGAUAAAAAAUGCCGACAUCAUCAUUGGUUUUGAGCAUGGACAGGCUGUGGAGAGAGGAACACACACUGAGCUAAUAGAAAGGCAAGGUGUCUACUUUACCCUGGUCACCCUGCAGAGCCAAGGCACAUCCAACAAAAGUAAAGAUGCAAACAGUGAAGCUCAUGAAGAUGCCAUUCAUCUGAAAAGUUUGAGCCGCACAUCAAGUCAAAGGGGCUCUGUUCGAAUGAGAUCUGAAAGCAAAUUGUCCAUUCACGCAUUAUCAGAGAGCCUCAAUAUCCCCUCAGACUACGAGUUCAUAACAGAAAAGGAAUUGGAGGAUGUUGCAGACGAACAUGUAGAGCCUGCCCCCGUAGCACGUAUCCUCAAAUACAACAAACCAGAAUGGCCCUACAUGCUGAUGGGCUCGAUAGGAGCUGCUAUCAAUGGCUUUGUCACCCCUGUUUAUGCUCUCCUGUUUAGCCAAAUUCUUGGGACAUUUUCCAUUGCUGACUUGAACCAACAGAGGGAACAAAUCAACGGUAUAUGUGUUCUGUUUUGCAUUGUGGCUGUGGCUAGUUUCUUCUCCCAGUUCCUACAGGGAUAUUCUUUUGCUAAGUCUGGAGAGCUGCUGACCCGCCGUCUGAGGAAAGUGGGCUUCCAGGCCAUGUUGCGUCAGGAGAUUGGCUUUUUUGAUGAUCCCUCAAACAGCCCUGGAGCUCUGACCACCCGACUGGCCUCUGAUGCAUCCAUGGUGCAGGGGGCAACAGGAUCUCAGAUCGGCAUGAUCGUGAGCUCGUUGACCUGCAUUGGAGCGUCUUUCAUCAUUGCUUUUAUCUAUAGUUGGAAGUUAACUUUGGUUAUUAUGUGCUUCCUGCCUCUACUCGGAUUGUCUGGAGCUUUCCAAGCCAAAAUGCUGACAGGUUUUGCAAAUGAAGAUAGAGACUCCAUGGAAGAAGCAGGCCAAGUAUCCAGUGAGGCUCUUUCCAACAUCAGGACGAUUGCAGGCUUAAACAAAGAGACCUUUUUUGUGGAAUCGUAUGAGCAGAAACUGGAGCUUCCAUUCAGGGUGAUUCUGGCUGUAGUAAUGAGUGGGACAGCAAUGGGCAAAGCUUCCUCCUUCACUCCAGAUUACGCCAAGGCCAAAAUAGCUGCUGCUCAGUUUUUCAAACUAUUGGACAGAAUUCCCAAAAUCAGCACAAGCCAUGCAGUUGGAGAGAAAUGGGAUAACUUCAAAGGUGAAAUACAGUUCCUUAAUUGUAACUUCACCUAUCCAACUCGACCAGAUGUGCAAGUGUUGAACGGCCUGGUUGUGUCUGUGAAGCCUGGUCAGACUUUGGCGUUUGUUGGAAGCAGCGGCUGUGGAAAAAGCACCAGUGUUCAACUGUUGGAAAGGUUUUAUGACCCUGAUCAAGGGCGUGUGUUGAUUGAUGGCCGCCCAUCUCAAAAUGUCAAUGUGCCCUUCCUAAGAUCCCAGAUUGGCAUAGUGUCCCAGGAGCCAGUUUUGUUUGACUGCAGCAUAGCGGAGAAUAUUCAAUACGGAAAUAACACAUGCAGUGUCAGCAUGGAAGAGAUUGUUGAGGCUUCUAAGAAAGCCUACCUUCAUGACUUUGUGAUGACGCUACCACAAAAAUAUGAGACUCAGGUUGGUACCCAGGGCUCCCAGUUGUCAAGAGGACAAAAACAACGCAUCGCCAUAGCCAGGGCCAUCGUCAGAAACCCAAAGAUCCUGCUACUAGAUGAAGCUACAUCUGCCCUGGACACAGAGAGUGAACAGAUUGUGCAGUCUGCCCUGGAUGAGGCGAGAAAAGGACGAACCUGCAUCGUCAUCGCUCACCGGCUGUCUACUAUACAGUCUGCGGACAUCAUAGCAGUGAUGUCUAAUGGUGCCGUGAUAGAACAAGGCACACAUGAUACUCUCAUGGCCAAGAAGGGCGCCUAUUUUAAUCUGGUCACAACAGGUGCUCCUAUCAGCUAGACAGACAGAAGGAUGAGCGUAUGACGACAAUUAUUUUGAAUGGGUGUUAUAGUACAAGAAGACUUUUUUUCAUUUGGCAGGUAUAGAAUAUAAAUAUUUGAAUAAUUCGUUUUAG
This is a messenger RNA of Trematomus bernacchii (emerald rockcod), 3720 nucleotides long. RefSeq names its product ATP-binding cassette, sub-family B (MDR/TAP), member 11a (gene abcb11a). Gene Ontology annotation, molecular function: ATP binding; ATP hydrolysis activity; ABC-type transporter activity. Gene Ontology annotation, cellular component: membrane. Gene Ontology annotation, biological process: transmembrane transport. Bases 30 to 3605 code for a protein of 1191 amino acids. The record is from RefSeq and is a predicted model, not a curated record. The transcript is spliced from 24 exons. NCBI's taxonomy places the organism in Eukaryota, Metazoa, Chordata, Actinopteri, Perciformes, Nototheniidae.